CACCAUGGCAUCUACUCAUCUAAUCAAGGAUCCCAGCAGUCUUUCAAACCUCUUGGAGGUUCAAACCACUCAUCUUCACCUUGACUGGACAAUUGAUUUCGAGAACAAGCGAAUUUAUGGUUCGGUCUUUUUGGAUCUCAUUGCUCUUGCUGACAAUGUCACAAAGGUUGUACUUGACACAAGCUACCUUGACCUGAAGUCUGUUUCUUUGGAAGGACAAGAAUUAGAGUACAAUGUUGCUGAGCGUAAUGCCAGCCUUGGCUCUGCAUUGACCAUCCAAUUGCCCAAAGCCUUGUCUGAGGGUGACAAGAUUAAAAUCAAGGUCGAAUACUCUACUACCGAAAAGUGCACUGCUGUUCAAUAUCUGUCGCCAGAGCAAACUUUUGGAAAGAAGCAUCCCUACUUGUUCUCUCAGUGCCAAGCUAUCCAUGCUCGCGCCUUUGCUCCCUGCCAGGAUUCUCCUUCAGUCAAACUGACUUACUCUGCUGCCGUGACCUCACCUCUCCAGGUUGUAAUGUCCGCUCUCCACACGACUAAGGAAGAGGCUGGUGAAAACACAGUCUAUCACUUUGAACAGAACACCACUAUUCCUACUUACCUGAUUGCGAUUGCUGUCGGUAACUUGGCCGGUCGUGAAAUUGGCCCUCGUAGCACUGUGUGGUGUGAGCCUGAGAUGGUUGAUCAAGCUGCUUGGGAAUUCGAUGACACCGAGCGUUUCAUUGCUACCGGAGAAGCAUUGUUGACUCCUUAUGAGUGGGGACGUUAUGAUCUUCUUGUCCUCCCUCCUUCUUUCCCUUAUGGAGGCAUGGAGAAUCCUUGUCUCACCUUUGUUACUCCCACUCUGUUGGCUGGCGACAAGAGCGCAGUAGAUGUAGUGGCUCACGAAAUCUCUCACAGUUGGAUGGGUAACCUGGUCACAACUCAGAAUUGGGAACAUUUCUGGCUCAAUGAGGGCUGGACUGUUUUCGUGGAACGCAAGAUUGCCCAGCGCCUCCAUGGUGAGGCCGAGCGCCAGUUUAGUGCAAUCAUUGGCUGGAAGGCAUUGAAGGAGAGUGUCGAGUUGUUUGGCGAAGAUUCCCCUGCAACAAUUCUCAAGCCUGACCUAAGCAGUGGAAUUGAUCCUGAUGAUUACUUCAGUUCGAUUCCCUAUGAAAAGGGAUUCAACUUGCUCUACCAUCUUGAAAAGGUUUUGGGCGGACCUGCUGUUUUUGAGCCUUACAUGAAGGCUCACGUUGUGCGUUUUGCUUCAAAAUCCAUCACAACCGAAGACUGGAAGGCACACUUGUACGAGUACAUGGGAGAACACCAUGGUCAGGAGGCCAUUGAUAAGCUUGAUGCUGUUGAUCUUGAUAAGUGGAUUAACAGUACUGGUAUGCCUCCUGUUGACCCUCAGUUUGAUACAACCUUGGCUGAUGCCUGUUAUGAUCUUGCUAAGCGUUGGGACGAGGCUAGAGACAGCCACGAUCUUACUCAAUUCAAGUCCCAGGACAUUGCCGAGUUCACUGCAACUCAAAAGAUUGUAUUCUUGGAGAGAUUGACUGAUUGUGAGCCCUUGCCCCAUCAUUUGAUUGAAAAGAUGGACAGUCUGUACGAUAUGACACCUAUCCGUAACGCCGAUGUUCGUUUCAGAUGGCAACAAUUGUGUGUAAUGACCAGCUACGAGCCAAUCUACCCUGAACUUGUGAAGUUCAUCAGUGAACAGGGUCGCAUGAAGUUUGUUCGCCCUCUUUACCGCCUUCUUCACCGUGCAAAGAAUGGAGCACAGCUGGCUGUUGAUACAUAUCUUGCACACAAGAACUUUUACCACCCAAUUGCUGCUCAAUUGAUUGAGAAGGAUAUUGGACUUCGUCAGUAAAUAAAUAUACAUAUGCUACAUAUCAUUGUGCAUAGUGUAGUGUAUGUAUAAAAUAAUAUGAUCCUCUUUUUUUUCUUAUUAAAAACAAAUCGGGUUCCAUGAGAAAAUGAAGGAAUGCAAAUGACAAGACUGCUAUUUUUCCUAUUUAAAAUAUUUUAUAUAAAAUAACAAUAACAAUAAUG
Messenger RNA from Phycomyces blakesleeanus NRRL 1555(-), 2037 nucleotides. RefSeq lists its product as hypothetical. Gene Ontology annotation, biological process: proteolysis. NCBI's taxonomy places the organism in Eukaryota, Fungi, Mucoromycota, Mucoromycetes, Mucorales, Phycomycetaceae. Gene Ontology annotation, cellular component: cytosol. Bases 5 to 1855 code for a protein of 616 amino acids. The record is from RefSeq and is a predicted model, not a curated record. The transcript is spliced from 9 exons. Gene Ontology annotation, molecular function: metallopeptidase activity; epoxide hydrolase activity; zinc ion binding.